AUGGGGACGCUGCGGGAUCUGCAGUACGCCCUGCAGGAGAAGAUCGAGGAGCUGAGGCAGCGGGACGCGCUCAUCGACGAGCUGGAGCUCGAGCUGGACCAGAAGGACGAGCUCAUCCAGAAGCUGCAGAACGAGCUGGACAAGUACCGCUCCGUGAUCCGGCCCGCCACCCAGGUGGCCCACCAGCAGGGGCCCGGCGGCGCCUUGCAGGGCGAGCAGAGGACCAAGAGGCAGGCCAUUUCCGCCGAGCCCACCGCUUUUGACCUCCAGGACCUCAGCCAUGUCACCCUGCCUUUCUACCCCAAGAGCCCACAGUCAAAGGAUCUAAUAAAGGAAGCUAUUCUUGACAAUGAUUUCAUGAAGAAUCUGGAACUGUCUCAGAUCCAAGAAAUUGUGGAUUGUAUGUACCCAGUGGAAUAUGGCAAAGACAGCUGCAUCAUCAAGGAAGGAGACGUGGGGUCACUGGUGUAUGUCAUGGAAGAUGGAAAGGUUGAGGUGACAAAAGAAGGUGUAAAGCUGUGUACCAUGGGGCCUGGCAAAGUAUUUGGGGAACUGGCCAUCCUUUACAACUGCACCCGGACAGCCACCGUCAAAACUCUCGUAAAUGUGAAACUUUGGGCUAUUGAUCGGCAAUGUUUUCAAACAAUAAUGAUGAGGACAGGCCUCAUCAAGCAUACAGAGUAUAUGGAAUUUUUGAAAAGUGUACCGACAUUCCAGAGCCUCCCUGAAGAGAUACUCAGUAAGCUUGCUGAUGUCCUUGAAGAGACUCACUAUGAAAAUGGAGAGUACAUUAUCAGGCAAGGUGCUCGAGGGGACACUUUCUUCAUAAUCAGCAAAGGCAUGGUAAAUGUUACACGGGAAGAUUCUCCUGGGGAAGAUCCAAUCUUUCUCCGUACAUUAGGAAAAGGAGAUUGGUUUGGUGAAAAAGCCCUCCAGGGGGAAGAUGUCAGGACAGCCAAUGUUAUUGCUGCUGAAGCUGUAACGUGUCUUGUCAUCGACAGAGACUCAUUCAAACAUUUGAUCGGGGGCUUGGAUGAUGUUUCCAAUAAAGCAUACGAGGAUGCCGAAGCAAAAGCAAAAUAUGAAGCCGAAGCUGCCUUCUUCGCCAACCUGAAACUGUCUGACUUCAACAUCAUUGACACCCUUGGAGUUGGAGGUUUUGGAAGAGUAGAGCUGGUCCAGUUGAAAAGUGAUGAAUCAAAAACGUUUGCAAUGAAGAUACUAAAGAAACGCCACAUAGUAGACACAAGGCAACAGGAGCACAUACGCUCAGAGAAGCAGAUCAUGCAAGGGGCGCACUCAGAUUUUAUUGUGAGGCUAUACAGGACAUUCAAGGACAGCAAAUAUUUAUAUAUGUUGAUGGAAGCGUGUUUAGGAGGAGAGCUUUGGACAAUUCUCAGGGACAGAGGUUCAUUUGAAGAUUCUACAACCAGAUUUUAUACAGCAUGUGUGGUAGAAGCUUUUGCCUAUCUGCAUUCCAAAGGAAUCAUUUAUAGGGACCUCAAGCCAGAAAACCUCAUCCUAGAUCAUCGAGGUUAUGCCAAACUGGUCGAUUUUGGCUUUGCAAAAAAAAUAGGAUUUGGAAAGAAAACAUGGACUUUUUGUGGAACACCGGAGUACGUAGCCCCAGAGAUCAUCCUGAACAAAGGUCAUGACAUUUCAGCAGACUACUGGUCACUGGGAAUCUUAAUGUAUGAGCUCUUGACUGGCAGUCCACCUUUCUCAGGCCCAGACCCCAUGAAAACCUAUAAUAUAAUAUUGAGGGGGAUUGACAUGAUCGAAUUUCCAAAGAAGAUUGCCAAAAAUGCUGCUAACCUAAUUAAAAAACUAUGCAGGGACAACCCAUCAGAAAGAUUAGGGAACUUGAAAAAUGGAGUCAAGGAUAUUCAAAAGCACAAGUGGUUUGAAGGCUUUAACUGGGAAGGUUUAAGAAAAGGUACAUUGACGCCUCCCAUAAUACCAAGUGUUGCAUCUCCCACAGAUACAAGCAAUUUUGAUAGUUUCCCUGAGGACAACGAUGAACCACCACCUGACGACAACUCAGGAUGGGACAUAGACUUUUAAUGUAUCUCUCUCUUACCUGCUUCUGCCUUGCUGAAGACAGCUUCCUGAGACAUGGCUGCCAGCAGACCUGAAGGAAUUGGGAAGGAUUAGUGCUCGGGGUCACCAUGAUGCCUUGAUUGAUGCUGCUACAGUAACUACAGUGGCAUUAGGACUUAAUGCUUAGUUGACAAUAGUGCUCUUCACAUGUUUUCUGUUUGAACUUACCAUAGCAGUUGACAUGGUGGUCCUGAAGCAAAGCCUUUUUCACUGGUCAAUAAAUGUGUUUUCUAUCACUGUAA
This is a messenger RNA of Euleptes europaea (tarantolino), 2342 nucleotides long. RefSeq names its product protein kinase cGMP-dependent 1 (gene PRKG1). The record is from RefSeq and is a predicted model, not a curated record. The transcript has 18 exons. Gene Ontology annotation, biological process: protein phosphorylation. The coding region runs from base 1 to 2064 and encodes 687 amino acids. Gene Ontology annotation, molecular function: ATP binding; cGMP-dependent protein kinase activity. NCBI's taxonomy places the organism in Eukaryota, Metazoa, Chordata, Lepidosauria, Squamata, Sphaerodactylidae.